AUGGGAAUGCUUGCCAGUGUUUAUACCGACGAUGAAGAGAGAGGCAACGCAAUGGGAAUUGCACUAGGAGGUCUCGCUAUGGGAGUAUUAGUGGGCCCACCUUUUGGGAGCAUCAUGUAUGAGUUCGUGGGGAAGAGUUCUCCUUUCCUUGUGCUGGCUGCACUCGCGCUGUUAGAUGGAGCUAUUCAAUUGCUUGUGCUGCAGCCAGCCCGAGCCCAAGCAGAAAGCCAGAAAGGGACACCGUUACUGACGCUCUUGAAGGACCCGUACAUUCUGAUUGCAGCAGGGUCAAUCUGUUUUGCAAAUAUGGCUAUUGCUAUGCUUGAACCAGCAUUACCCAUCUGGAUGAUGGAGACCAUGUGCUCAAGAAAGUGGCAACUUGGUGUGGCUUUUCUUCCAGCCAGUAUCUCUUAUCUUAUUGGGACUAAUAUUUUUGGGAUCCUUGCACACAAAAUGGGAAGAUGGCUUUGUGCUUUACUUGGGAUGAUAAUCGUGGGAAUAAGUAUUUUAUGUGUACCAUUUGCUAGAAACAUUUAUGGACUCAUAGCACCAAAUUUUGGAGUUGGAUUCGCCAUUGGAAUGGUGGACUCUUCCAUGAUGCCAAUCAUGGGCUACCUUGUAGAUCUGCGACAUGUGUCCGUCUAUGGGAGCGUGUACGCGAUAGCGGAUGUUGCCUUUUGCAUGGGGUUUGCACUUGGUCCCUCUGCUGGUGGUGCCAUUGCAAAAGCAAUUGGAUUUCCGUGGCUCAUGACAAUUAUAGGAAUCGUGGAUAUUCUUUUCGCUCCUCUGUGCUUUUUCCUUCGAAGCCCAUCUGCCAAAGAAGAGAAAAUGGCAAUACUCAUGGAUCACAACUGUCCCGUUAAAACAAAAAUGUAUACUCAGAACAACACCCAGUCCUAUCCCAUAGGUGAUGAUGAAGAAUACGAAAGUGAUGAAUACCAUUAA
Messenger RNA from Tinamus guttatus (white-throated tinamou), 945 nucleotides. NCBI's taxonomy places the organism in Eukaryota, Metazoa, Chordata, Aves, Tinamiformes, Tinamidae. The record is from RefSeq and is a predicted model, not a curated record.